AUGACUUUGGUGCAAGUGGCCCAAGAAAUGUAUUUCAGAAAGCACGGCCUGGCCUUUGACUUUCCUAUUCCUGGAUUUCUUCCCAAACAACAGGAGUCCAGAUCCUAUUCAGAGUCUGCUAGAUGCAUAACUAAUAGCAUCAAAGUCUGCAUAUUUAUACUAAUGUUGUGCCUUCUAUAGCAGGUGGUGCUGGAAGUAAACAGUGAAUUUAUUGUUGAGGUGAAAGAAUUAGACAUUGAAAAUGGCACUACAAAAUGGCAAACUGUCAGAAGACAGAAGCGGGAGUGGAUCAAGUUUGCUGCGGCCUGUCGAGAGGGAGAGGACAACUCCAAGAGGAAUCCGAUUGCCAAAAUUCGAUCAGACUGCGAAGUGAACCAGAAGAUUACAUACCGCAUCUCUGGGGUAGGAAUUGACCGACCUCCUUACGGAGUGUUCACCAUCAAUCCUCGGACUGGGGAAAUUAACAUCACCUCUGUGGUGGACAGAGAGAUAACUCCACUCUUCUUGAUCUAUUGCCGGGCUCUGAAUUUACGGGGUGAAGAUUUAGAAAGGCCUCUUGAGCUUAGAGUCAAAGUUAUGGACAUAAAUGACAACCCUCCAGUCUUUACACAAAAUGUUUACACAGCCAGCAUUGAAGAAAACAGCAAUGCAAACACACUGGUAGUAAAGUUAAGUGCCACAGAUGCAGAUGAAGACAAUCAUCUGAAUUCUAAAAUUGCCUAUAAGAUCAUCUCUCAGGAGCCAGCAGGUGCACCAAUGUUCCUCCUGAACAGGCACACUGGAGAAGUCUGCACCACGUCAAGUUUCCUGGACAGAGAGCAACACAGUAUGUAUAACCUCCUCGUGAGGGGUUCAGAUCGGGAUGGAGCUACAGAUGGACUGUCUUCCGAGUGUGAAUGUAGAAUCAAGGUUUUAGACGUCAACGAUAAUUUCCCCACCUUGGAGAAAACUUCUUACUCAGCAAGUAUUGAAGAGAAUUGUCUAAGUUCGGAACUGAUACGAUUACAAGCAAUUGAUCUUGAUGAAGAAGGCACAGAUAAUUGGUUGGCAAAAUAUUUAAUUCUCUCUGGAAAUGAAGGGAAUUGGUUUGAUAUUCAAACAGACCCACGAACCAACGAAGGCAUUCUGAAAGUUGUCAAGAUGCUGGAUUAUGAACAAGUGCCUAAUAUUCAUCUUAGCAUUGGAGUUAAAAAUGAAGCUGAAUUUCAUCACUCAGUUGCUUCUCAAUUCCGAAUGCACUCAACGCCUGUGAGAAUUCAGGUUGUUAAUGUGAGAGAAGGACCCACAUUUCAUCCAAAUUCUAUGACUUUCAGUGUUCGAGAAGGAAUAAGAGGAGAUUCCUCAAUGAAUUAUGUGCUUGGCACAUAUACGGCUAUAGAUUUGGACACGGGAAAUCCUGCCACAAAUGUCAGGUAUAUCGUAGGACAUGAUGCAGGCAGCUGGUUAAAAGUUGAUUCAAGGACUGCUGAGAUACAAUUUUCUAGGGAAUUUGAUACAAACUCAAAAUAUAUUAUCAAUGGGAUAUACACAGCAGAGAUCCUGGCUAUAGAUGAUGGCUCUGGCAAAACAGCUACGGGAACCAUAUGUAUUGAAAUUCCUGAUGUCAAUGAUUACUGUCCGGUCAUUUUUGCUGAAAAAGACACCAUCUGCAUUGCCUCUCCAUCCAUCCUUAUCUCUGUCAAUGACCAUUCUUAUGGGUCUCCCUUUACCUUCUGUGUUGAUGAUCAGCCUCCAGGGACAGCUAACUUAUGGGAUAUCAGAUCGAUAAGCGCUACCUCUGCAAUCCUGACGGCUGCGCAGACUUUACAUCAUGAAAUUUACAAAAUCCCAAUCCUAGUGAGGGACAGCUAUAACAGAGAGUGUGAAUUGGCACAGAUAGUGACAUUGCAGGCCUGCGAUUGUGACAACAACCACAUGUGCUUGUACUCUACUACCACGGGCAUCUACACCGGGCAUGGCAGCUCUAUUACCGGUGACAUAUAUGGGCCUGUCACUGUUGACCGAACUGGGGGUUCAAAUGUUGGUCUCGGACAGACAGGGAUUGGCAUGAUUGUGCUGGGCCUCUUACUACUGCUUUUGUCACCACUCUUGUUGCUCAUGUGUUGCUGCAAACGGAGGCAGCCAGAAGGCCUGGGGGCAAGGUUUGCUCCUGUGUCAGAGGGGGGAGAAGGAGUGAUACAGUCAUGGAGAAUAGAAGGGGCCCAUCCCGAGGACAGGGAUGUGUCAAAUGUAGGUGUAACAAUGACAGCCUCUAAUACCCAGGAUCGGAUGGAUUCCUCUGAAAUCUACACUAACACCUAUGCGGGCGGAGAAACGGUUGAAGGGGGUGUAUCAGGAGUGGAACUCAACACAGGUCCAGGGACAGCCACUGGGCUGAUGGCUGGAGGAGCAGUGGGAACAGCCAGGAAGAGGAGUUCAACACCAGGAACGCAGCGGGAAUAUGCAGACACCGGCCUGAACGUGGCCUUCUUGGACAGCUAUUUCUCUGAGAAAGCAUGUGCUUAUGCAGAUGAAGAUGAAGGUCGGCCAGCAAAGGACUGCUUGCUCGUUUACGACCACGAGGGAGCAGGGUCUCCUGUGGGCUCCAUCGGUUGCUGCAGUUGGAUUGUGGAUGAUUUAGAUGAAAGCCACAUGGAAACUUUAGAUCCAAAAUUUAGGACUCUUGCUGAAAUCUGCUUAGACACAGAAAUAGAACCAUUUCCUUCACAGCAGGCCUGUAUACCUAUCAGUACCGACCUCCCUUUACUUGGACCUAAUUACUUUGUUAAUGAAUCUUCAGGAAUGACUCUCUCGGAGGCUGAAUUCCAGGCAGAAAUGGCAAUACCUGAACCCAUGAUUCACAAGGAUAUUGUAGUGACUGAGACUUACGCUACUGCUGAUCAAUGCGCACAACCCACUACAAUUGUUUUUGAUCCUCAGCUGGCACCCAAUGUUGUAGUAACCGAAACAGUAAUGGCACCUAUCUAUGACGUUCAAGGGGAUAUUUGUGUACCUGCUGAGUUAGCCAACACACACAAUGUAAUCUAUGCUGAGAGAGUGCAGUCUAGUCCUGGUAGGGCUGACAUGAGCAAUAGUAGCAUGACGGACGGUUGUGUGGGACCUGUGACGAGUGGCAGUAUUUUGGUAGGGCCAGAAAUUCAAGUGACACAAAUGGUAGGUCCAGACAUUCACAUAAGCCAAACCAUUGGUUCCACAUCCCCAAUGACAUCUCGACACAGAGUAACACGGUAUAGUAACAUACAUUACACUCAACAGUGA
Molecule: messenger RNA, 3258 nt
Organism: Diceros bicornis minor
Lineage: Eukaryota; Metazoa; Chordata; Mammalia; Perissodactyla; Rhinocerotidae
Gene: DSG4
Product: desmoglein 4
Exons: 16
Biological process (GO): homophilic cell-cell adhesion
Cellular component (GO): plasma membrane; desmosome
Molecular function (GO): calcium ion binding
Source: RefSeq, a predicted model, not a curated record